UUUUCCUUAUUUCCUUCUACCAACAUUCCUCUCAUUUAUAUUUAUAUAUAUGGCAAACCCAAUUUCUCAUCAUCAACGAACAAUCAAAUUCAAGAAACUCAUCUACAACCAAAUCCAUAAAAAAUCAAUCUUGUUUUGUUAUUAUGGGCAACUAUAUUUCUUGCACUUUAUCAGGACCAGGAGGCAACAAACAAUCAAGAGGGGUAAAAGUCAUAUUACCAACUGGUGAUAUCAGUCAUUUUUAUCAACCAAUCAAAGCAGCAGAGCUUAUGAUGGAAACUCCCAAUUUCUUUCUUGUAAACACCAGGUCACUUCAUAUAGGAAGGAGAUUUUCUGCAUUGAAUGCUGAUGAAGAUCUUGAAAUGGGAAAUGUUUAUGUUAUGUUUCCAAUGAAAAGAUUGAAUUCUUUUGUCUCAGCAGGUGAUAUGGGUGCGUUGUUACUUACUGCUAACUCUGUUUCUAAAAGGGUGUCAAUUGGAAAUUUCAGAAUCUUGCCUGAAUGUGCAGAGUCGUCUAGUGUGGAAACUGAACAGAUUCAGGGGAAUUAUUAUGAAAAAACAGCUUUGCCCAAGUUGAAUUUGGAUGAUAUUGAAGAGUUUUCAAGUGAAGAAUUUAAGCAUAGGUUGUCUAUGUGUAGGUCAAAGAAACCAUUAUUGGAAACUAUUGCUGAAGAACCAGUUUCUUCAAGAUGAAGAUUUUGAACAAAUCUUAUUAAUUCAACUUCUCUUUGAAUUUUAGUAAGGAGAAACUAUUCUUUUGUUAAAGAUUAGAAUAUAAUACAAUUCGUUUAUGAUUUACCUUCAUUAUAUAUAGUCUCAGAUGAAAGGAAAAUUGUAUCAUUUAAUUCACAAAUUUUGUUAUUUUUAUUCAAU
Solanum dulcamara is the source of this 872-nucleotide messenger RNA. RefSeq lists its product as uncharacterized. The transcript has a single exon. The record is from RefSeq and is a predicted model, not a curated record. NCBI's taxonomy places the organism in Eukaryota, Viridiplantae, Streptophyta, Magnoliopsida, Solanales, Solanaceae. Bases 144 to 692 code for a protein of 182 amino acids.